Messenger RNA from Knipowitschia caucasica, 495 nucleotides. NCBI's taxonomy places the organism in Eukaryota, Metazoa, Chordata, Actinopteri, Gobiiformes, Gobiidae. The record is from the annotation of a GenBank genome assembly.
AUGAAAGAAGCCGGUGUGUCGGCGGUCGAGGCUCAGUGGGUCCCUCAGCUCUUGCCGCAGUACUGUCACUUCUCUCCUCCCCUCGACGCUCCGGCCCCGUGGCUCUGCUCCUCCUCGGGAACGAUACGAUGCCAGCAGCCGAGCACCUUCUUCAGGGUGGGUUGGCCUCUUCCUGCUGUGGAGAUGGAGUAUCCAGAGGGUUUGGAAAAAUACAAACUGUUUGCAAGAUUCCUUCUUGAGGGACAGAUUUGCCCUAAACUAAAGAAGCACCGUGCGCACCUGCUGUCCAACCCCACCAUAAUGCUGAAGACGUGGGCAAAGCUCCAGCCGCGGACAGAAGUGCUGCUGAGCGCCCUGGUGUCCAAGAAGGUGAACUGCAGGGAGGCGCUCACAGCUGUUUGGAAGACUGAGGACAAGUACCUGCUGUCUGCGUACCGCCAGUGGAUCCCUGAAUCCAUGCAUCAAGACGUUGCAAAGUGUUGGCCUCCUUUAUAA